AUGGUUGGAGUCCGCGGCAAGUACAAGGGAUGCGAGACAUGCAGGGCUCGAAGAGUCAAGUGCGAUAACGAACGGCCACACUGCCGCAAGUGUAUCGAGAGCGGCCGCGAAUGUGCUGGCUACGAACGAGAAAUGGUCUUCAUCACCGCAACCAUAGACGACGCAGGCCGCUGCUCAUCACACCCGCCCCGCCAAGUCCAGUCGUCUUCUUCCAGAGGUUCUAGGAGAAGCCAAACCGUGGACGAGGUUCCUCGCUUGGUACCGACAGAACCGUUGAUGCCGGCAUGGGAUGACUUGGUUUCCGUGUCCGACAACGGUGUCGUAUACUCGAUACAGAUCGCGGCAUUGCACACCAGGUUCCAGAACAUCAUGAGGGGACCCGAAGGGCAAAGCCAAGUAAAGUUCCGGAUGGCCCUACCGCCAUACUCACCAGUUGAUAUGGAGACAUGGGAUAACGGCGGCAACAUGGACCUAAAUGCGCAGAACAUGGUCAGUCUGCUGCCAUCAGGGAAUGACAACGGAGCCCCCGAAGGUCUUUGCCAAAAUCCAUCCUUUUUGGUGACCAACGGCAUGACACCCUGGAGUGUCCCCCAAGAGCAUAUGGACGUCGUCAAGAAGCUUGGACCGGAACAAUUUCGUCAAUUCCCAGCCCACCACUAUUUCGUCAGGGUAUAUAGGUGUAAUGCUAUCAUACUCGCUCUCUUACACCGAAAGAUGACGUUUCUUUCUUCGUUCGAAUGGUGCACUACACCGUGGGAACAGCACCCUAAGACGUUUCUCGACAGGCUCUUUGACAUCAUCGCCGGGUUGCCUGGCAUCUUCUCUCGCGUCGACCGAACGGUACCCUUUGCUGCAACCUUGCAGCGUCGAUUAAAGGCACAGGAACUGUUGGAGAGCUGCUUGGAAAUCGAACGGAGGCUGGAGGAGUGGGAGUCGUUCGCCCGCGCGCCUACUGCCGAGCACCCGUAUGCGUACUGGAUAGAAGAGCCGGAUGAUCCAGAUGCGCAGCAGCUACCCUUUGCAGACAACUUUGCCUUCAAGGACGGUGUGUCGUCCGUCAUGUUCCUGUACCACUGGAUGACACUGCUGCUCCUCCACCGCUGCAUCGAGUGCCUGCACCACACCAUUUUCCAGCCUGUCAUCGAGGACUUUCCCAACAUGUACCCGGAUCUGCCUCCGAAUCUGCAGAUCAACCUGGGGAGGUACCAACAGAGGCGGGAGUUUGCGUCAAGAAUCUGCAGGGCACUCGACUUUGCGCUGUCGACGACAGUUCAGCCGGACAUGUUGGUUGCACCACUAGCCGUGGCCAUGGAGUUCUAUCGCGAGAUCAAUGCGUCGUCAAGGGACGGCGAGCUCGAGAUUAUGUGGUGCGAUAACUUCAGGCUGCGUUUGACCUCCAAAGGUCACGAUAUUGCCAACGUUCUGCAGAGCAGAUCAUGGACCGACAUUGCCAGGUUCUGA
Colletotrichum tamarilloi is the source of this 1461-nucleotide messenger RNA. RefSeq lists its product as uncharacterized. NCBI's taxonomy places the organism in Eukaryota, Fungi, Ascomycota, Sordariomycetes, Glomerellales, Glomerellaceae. The transcript has 4 exons. Bases 1 to 1461 code for a protein of 486 amino acids. Gene Ontology annotation, molecular function: zinc ion binding; DNA-binding transcription factor activity, RNA polymerase II-specific. Gene Ontology annotation, biological process: regulation of DNA-templated transcription. The record is from RefSeq and is a predicted model, not a curated record.